CAAUGAAAGCGCGCCUGAGUGGACAGUCAUUCGAUGUGGCUUUUUAUUUUUUUUUUUAUCUCCUUCUCUUUGCUCCUCAUCCUCUUUACGAACCGGAACAUUAGCGCCAUGUCCAUAGCCAAGUUCCAGGCGGAGUGGCAGGAAAUCGACGAGGAAUUUCAACAAUUGCAGGAAAUCCACAAACGAUAUCGGCAAAAAUUAGAGGAGCUGACCAAUCUUCAGACCACUUGCAGCGGCGCCAUCGUCAAACAAAGAAAGUGUCUGAAAGAGCUUCAAUGCAGCUUAAGCAAGUGUGCGCGAGAAUGCGACGAAAAGCAGAUGCCGGCGGUAGCCGACAUACAAAGUCAAAUCAAGGAGAAGGAGAACGUCUUCUUUGAUAUGGAGGCGUAUUUACCAAAGAAAAACGGACUGUACUUGAACUUAGUCCUGGGCAACGUGAAUGUGACACUCCUCAGCAACCAGGCCAAGUUCGCUUACAAGGACGAGUAUGAAAAGUUCAAGCUUUACAUGACCAUCAUCCUCAUGUUCGGGGCCAUCACUUGCCUAUUUUUCCUUAACUACCGCGUGACAGAUGAAAUUUUCAACUUUUUGCUGGUGUGGUACUAUUGCACAUUGACGAUACGGGAAAGCAUCCUCAUGACGAACGGGUCCAGGAUUAAAGGCUGGUGGGUGUCUCACCAUUACGUGUCCACCUUUCUGUCUGGUGUCAUGCUUACUUGGCCAGAGGGGCCCAUGUAUCAGAGGUUCAGAAGCCAGUUCCUGGCUUUCUCCAUCUACCAGAGUUUUGUGCAGUUCCUCCAAUACUACUAUCAAAGCGGCUGCUUGUACAGGCUGCGAGCUUUGGGGGAGAGGAACCAGCUGGACCUAACAGUGGAGGGAUUUCAGUCGUGGAUGUGGCGAGGCCUCACCUUUCUUUUGCCUUUCCUCUUUUUCGGCCACUUUUGGCAACUGUAUAAUUCGGUGACCCUGUUCCGCUUGGCGGGACGAGAGGACUGCAAGGAGUGGCAAGUGUUUAUGCUGGCUCUUACAUUCCUGGUCCUAUUUCUGGGUAACUUCCUGACCACGUUAAAAGUGGUUCACCAGAAGGUGCACAACAAGCAGGACAGUGUGAAAAAAAACAAUUGAGACGCUCGGAUUUGUACUUUUCGGGAAGUCGGCAAACGGCCGGAUGGACUUACUGCGCGGACGUUUGUGGAUUUUUUUUCCUUUCUCUCAGGUGUCGACCCGUUCAGACGCUGUCGCGAGGGUUCGGGUCCCGGCCGACGUCCGCAUCGCUGCUCCAUCCUGUACAUAGAAAAAGUAAAAAAACACGAUAGACUAUUUGUUGUGCACUAAUCUAAACUUAUGCAACUACAAGAAAGAUCCACUUAGCCUUUGGACCGCCGGAAGUUUCAUAUUGAAUUUUUCUGCCAUCAUUUAGUGGCGAAACGACUGUAAGUCACGCUUCCGUCCGGUUAUGCCUCGAAGCAGAGCAAAAAAAAAAAACCUGAAAAAAUCGGAAAAAUGAUAGUUCGUUUUUCAAAUAUGUGGUAGGUAGAAAGGUUUAGUUUUUUGUUUUUUUAUUUAUUGACAGCGGGCGAGCUAGGAGAUCUUGGACUCUAACCACUUUCAUGUCGUGUGCACGAAAGUCGAAUCACAUUUCAUGUAUGUUAGUUUUUUAAUUGUAUCACGUUGCACAGUUUGUUUUCAAAUCACAUGCCGGCCAAUAUGGCGUCAGUACUGUAACGGAACAAGGAAGGGAUGGGAACUUGUUUCUCUCAAUUGCAAGCAAAAAAAAAAGGAAUAUUUCUA
Molecule: messenger RNA, 1791 nt
Organism: Corythoichthys intestinalis (scribbled pipefish)
Lineage: Eukaryota; Metazoa; Chordata; Actinopteri; Syngnathiformes; Syngnathidae
Gene: tmem120b
Product: transmembrane protein 120B
Exons: 12
Coding region: 34-1125 (363 amino acids)
Biological process (GO): fat cell differentiation
Cellular component (GO): membrane
Source: RefSeq, a predicted model, not a curated record